CAGCAGCGCAAAGGCUGCUGGGAGGCGGCUGUCAUGGCUCCGGACGUAAACAGAAAGCUACGCAUAACGACACAUGUUGUUGUAGUAUUAAGCCAAAGUAACUACAGCUACAUUUAAACUGUAAUUAUAAGUCGUGAAAACAGGUGUCAGGGAAAAACAUGUCCGGGGUAAACAAAGCCAUUGAGUUACAGCUUCACCUGCGGCAAAAUGCGGAGGAUCUGCACAGCUUCAUGGCGGGGAUGGAAAGCUGGGAGACGGACAUGAAAAAGAAGGACGAGGAGCUAAGGACGGGGGGACUUCAAGGGGAACAGAAGGCGCUCCCCCCUGUGCGCAACCAAGACUACAAAACGAAGAAGAGGGAAAGGAAGAAGAAGAGGAAAGAGCACUCCGGCCAAGGCGACGCGAUUUCAAAGGACCCCGAGAAAGGCUCAAAGAUAAAGGCGUACGACUACAGAUCGUGGGACAAGUUUGACGUGGACAAAGUUCUGUCGGAGAUGGACAAGGAGGAGAGUCCAGCAGAGUCAAACGAGUCGGACUCCGAGGAAGCGACAGGUGGUCGAGAGAAAGCGCUGUCCGAGAGAGAAAAGGGUAACGCGUUUUUCAAAGAUGGGAAGUACGACGAUGCCGUUGAGUGUUACACCAGAGGGAUGAGCGCUGAUCCUUACAACCCUGUGCUUCCCACGAACCGAGCCACCGCCUUCUUCCGACUCAAAAAGUACGCUGUGGCAGAGUCCGACUGCAACUUGGCGAUAGCUCUGGACGGCAACUACUUCAAAGCGUACGCGAGGAGAGGAGCAGCGCGGGUUGCACUGAAGAAAUAUGAAUCUGCAUUAGAAGAUUAUGAGACGGUUCUCAAGCUCGACCCCGGGAACGCGGAAGCACAGGAUGAAGCGCAAAAAAUCAAAGAGACUCUCGGUCAUCAGGCACCAGCCGUGCAGAGUGGAGUCCAGCGGGCCCAGGAGGCCCCCACAGCGGACCCCGAGCGGCAGAGGCUGAUGGAGGAGCAGCAGAGACGGCAAGAGGCGGCUAUGCAAAAAGACCGAGGAAACGCCUAUUUCAAAGAGGGGAAGUAUGAAGCGGCUGUGGAGUGCUACGGCAGAGGCAUUGAGGCGGACAGCAUGAACGUCCUUCUGCCCGCCAACAGAGCCAUGGCCUUCCUCAAGCUGGAGAAGUACAAGGACGCAGAGGAGGACUGCACCAAAGCCAUUUCUCUGGACAGCACCUACUCCAAGGCCUUCGCCCGCCGCGCCACCGCUAGAGUGGCUUUAGGGAAACAGGAGGAGGCCAAACAAGAUUUUCAAGAGGUGCUGAAACUGGAACCAGGGAACAAACAGGCCCUGAAUGAGCUCCAGAAAAUGCAGAUUAACGUGACGUCCAGCAGCCUUCUCCAGACACCAGGCGCCACACAAAGGAGAACCGUUCAGCCAGUGGACAAACCAACACAUUUGCGGUCAACAAAACCUCUGAGGAGGAUUGACAUCGAGGAGGUGAGCGGCGCGCCGACGGCGUCGCAGGUGGACUCGGCCUCCGUCCAAGAGGCAAUGAGGGAGGACGAGUCGUCUCCACUGUCGACUUCGCCCACCGCCAAGAUGAUCAAGAUCGAGGAGAUGACCGAAGUGCCCUCGCACACACCUCCCAAAGCCCCUGUGAGCGGGCAGACCAAACAGCCGGCGCAGCGGGGGGUCGUUCCGCCUCCUCCUCCUGAACCGCCAGCCAGCACCUCCUCAGCAGUAGCAGACCUGCCUCCUCCACCCACCAACAGCUUCCAGCUGGAGGCCGACCUGCGCAAGAUCGGAAACCAGCCCGAAGGGAUUUACAGAUACCUUAGGCAAAUCAAACCCGAGGCGUUCGCAAGUAUCUUCCACAACUCGCUGGAGCCGGACAUUCUCCAUCAGCUCCUGAGGACACUGCAUGGUUUCUACACCAAGAACGACGAGCCGGCCGCCACGCUGGCGAUCCUCAGCAGCCUGGCGGGUGUGAGGCGCUUCGACAUAGCCGUCAUGUUCCUGUCGCCACCGGAGAAGAAAGUGCUUAAAGAAGUGUUUGACUUCCUCCACCGGUCGGAGCUCGAGGGAUCAUCUGUUGCGGCCUUACAGAAGAAGUACGGUGUGUGACGCUCUGAGCUCCGUGGACUGCAUAUUAAACUAAAGUACUACGUGAGCCGAAGGAACAAUGUAGUUAUGUUGUACUACUGAAUAAACUUACGUUCAAUGCA
Messenger RNA from Gasterosteus aculeatus aculeatus (three-spined stickleback), 2215 nucleotides. RefSeq names its product RNA polymerase II associated protein 3 (gene rpap3). The record is from RefSeq and is a predicted model, not a curated record. NCBI's taxonomy places the organism in Eukaryota, Metazoa, Chordata, Actinopteri, Perciformes, Gasterosteidae. Gene Ontology annotation, molecular function: protein binding. Gene Ontology annotation, cellular component: protein folding chaperone complex.